Erinaceus europaeus (western European hedgehog) is the source of this 2140-nucleotide messenger RNA. RefSeq names its product NDRG family member 2 (gene NDRG2). Gene Ontology annotation, biological process: signal transduction. Gene Ontology annotation, cellular component: cytoplasm. The record is from RefSeq and is a predicted model, not a curated record. Lineage: Eukaryota; Metazoa; Chordata; Mammalia; Eulipotyphla; Erinaceidae. The transcript has 17 exons. Bases 240 to 1355 code for a protein of 371 amino acids.
UCUGACCCCAGCGUCUCUUCCUUCACAUCAGCGCUUUUCCUUCUCUCCUGCUCCCAGUCUGGACACACACCUGCUGUCUGUGUUGCUUCAUAGGCUCUUAACAUCUGUAUUCUCCUCCAAGCCUGUAGAAGAUGUGUUCACUGGACUUGGGUCCAGGUUGGGGAGGACCCCAGAGCCAGAAGGAGUGAGAACCCUGACCUCUAACCCCACUGCAUCCAGCCAAUAGGAGCCCAGCUGCCAUGGCGGAGCUGCAGGAGGUGCAGAUCACAGAGGAGAAGCCGCUGCUGCCCGGACAGACCCCCGAGGUGGCCAAGGAGGCUGAGUUAGCGGCCCGAAUCCUCCUGGACCAGGGACAGACUCAUUCUGUGGAGACACCUUAUGGAUCUGUCACUUUCACCGUCUAUGGCACACCCAAACCCAAACGCCCGGCCAUUCUCACCUACCAUGAUGUGGGACUCAACUAUAAGUCCUGCUUCCAGCCGCUGUUUCGAUUUGGGGAUAUGCAGGAAAUCAUUCAGAACUUCGUGCGUGUUCAUGUGGAUGCCCCUGGAAUGGAAGAGGGGGCGCCUGUGUUCCCUUUGGGAUAUCAGUACCCGUCUCUGGACCAGCUUGCUGACAUGAUCCCUUGCAUUCUGCAGUACUUAAAUUUCUCCACAAUCAUUGGAGUUGGUGUUGGAGCUGGUGCCUAUAUCCUGUCAAGAUAUGCUCUUAAUCACCCAGAUACAGUCGAGGGUCUUGUCCUGAUCAACAUUGACCCCAAUGCCAAGGGUUGGAUGGACUGGGCAGCCCACAAGCUAACGGGCCUCACCUCAUCCAUUUCUGAGAUGAUCCUUGGCCAUCUUUUCAGCCAGGAAGAGAUGUCUGGCAAUUCUGAGUUGAUACAGAAAUAUAGAAAUAUCAUCACACAUGCACCCAACCUGGAGAACAUUGAACUGUACUGGAACAGCUAUAACAACCGCCGAGACCUGAACUUUGAGCGUGGAGGUGAUGUCACCCUCAAGUGCCCUGUGAUGCUGGUAGUAGGAGACCAAGCACCCCAUGAAGAUGCAGUGGUGGAAUGUAACUCAAAACUGGACCCCACCCAGACCUCUUUUCUCAAGAUGGCCGACUCUGGAGGUCAGCCCCAGCUGACUCAGCCAGGCAAACUGACUGAGGCCUUCAAGUACUUUCUGCAAGGCAUGGGCUACAUGGCCUCAUCCUGCAUGACUCGCCUGUCCCGGUCCCGCACCGCCUCCCUGACCAGCGCAGCGUCCAUCGAUGGCAACCGGUCCCGCUCUCGCACCCUGUCACAGAGCAGCGAGUCUGGGACUCUGCCUUCAGCGCCCCCGGGGCACACCAUGGAGGUCUCUUGUUGAGUGGCCCUUGCUGCCCUGGUGUGGGACCUGGCCCUCACCUCCCCCAGCACUAACCUGGGAGGUGCACAGGGCAUCAGGCCAGAGUGAGCAAGGGAGGACAGGAGGAUCGCGUGGGAGAUGACCUUGAUCUUUGAUUGCUACCCUAACCUUGACCUCUAACCUGUGAUUCCCCUCAGCUCCUGGGAGAGAUGUCCUAAUAUCUCUUAGGGACCCAGACCCCUAAAUUACCCUUUCCUCUCAUUUUGGUACUAAGGUGGUGAGGGCGUGUGUCCCUCUCUCUAAUGUAGACAUCCGUAGAGGAGGGAGAAGAGGUAGUUGUAGCUGUCCACAUGCCUCCACCAGACUCAUCCCUGGGGAGAGGGACUUGGGGCUGGGGCUCCAUUCACCAAAGCGGAUGUGAUUGCUGAUUAAUCCUUCGGGUCUCUGAAGGGUGUGGGUCUAAAUGAAUGUGUGUGUUAGAGGAGGCUUGCUGGUGGGUCAGUGGCCCUCAAAAGGUACGUGAAAUGGAAGUUGCAAUGGGAGGUGGUGGACAGCAUAGGAGGGGAGGAUUGAAGUUGGGCCAAUAGGAGGGGCCUGGGGCCAUCGGCUGCACUAACUUUGGUAGCUGUCUAGACGGUGUGUGUCUAGAGUGGGAGGGGGGAGGGAGCCAAGCUGGGGCAGGGCUGCUUGGGGUUUGGCUUAGGGAUGGGAUGGGCUAUCUUGGGCCUCUUACCACGGUGUGUUAUAUGUGGAGGGUGCCUCUCCCUCUCACAACUGCUGUAACAAUAAACUGUAGCAGAAUCUGA